This is a messenger RNA of Cydia strobilella, 2280 nucleotides long. RefSeq names its product gastrula zinc finger protein XlCGF57.1-like. The transcript has 6 exons. The coding region runs from base 56 to 1714 and encodes 552 amino acids. Gene Ontology annotation, cellular component: nucleus. Lineage: Eukaryota; Metazoa; Arthropoda; Insecta; Lepidoptera; Tortricidae. The record is from RefSeq and is a predicted model, not a curated record. Gene Ontology annotation, molecular function: zinc ion binding; DNA-binding transcription factor activity, RNA polymerase II-specific; sequence-specific DNA binding. Gene Ontology annotation, biological process: regulation of transcription by RNA polymerase II.
UGUGUAUUCUUUGCCCAAAGAAAUUUUAUAUUGUUUUCUGUUUAAAUGAUAAAUAAUGAGUGAUUUAUGGAACAAAAGCUACCUAUGUCGCUGUUGCCAAGCUGAAAAUGGCUUCAGAAGUCUCGGCGAGCCGUAUGUUCACGAAGGAGCGCAGGAAAUAUACUCUGAUAUGUUACGGGAUUGUUUGAAUAUUAUUAUGAAACCUCCAAUUUCGUCCAAGUCAUACAGCAUCUGUGAAGGCUGUGUCUGUAGGCUGCGGGAUGCAACUAUCUUUAAAAGGCAGGUUCUCUCAUGUGAGAGCUUGCUGAUGGAAUACAGUGACCAGGUUAAUGACGAAACAAAAGCAGAUCCUGAAAUAAAGUCUGAAGAUGAUAGCUGCUCCAAUGGUUACCAUCAGGAGCUGAUGCAUAGACUCAAUUAUGAUGGCAAGGAUGAAAAGAACCUCACUUAUGAUGGUAUUGAUGAAGACAAAGCAAUGGCCAUAGAGGAUAUUGACGAUCAGCCGCUUGCCAGCCUUCGCUCUCGUCGUGGAAAAAGUGAUGUCACACCACAGGUAGCCGAAACUUCCGAAGACACCCAGAAAAACAAGAAAUUCUCCUGUAAAAUAUGUCAAAAGAAAUUUACUUACAAUGGUUUCUUAGAGGUACACAUGAGACAACAUACUGGGGAGAAAACGGUGCAAUGUAGGCUAUGUGACAGUAAAUACACUAAUAACAAGGAAUUAAAUAGACAUAUAAGCGCAAACCAUUCUGAUGGAGAUAAAUUCCCAUGUACACAGUGUUCUGAGAUUUUUGAUAAAGCGAGACUGCUGAAAAAGCAUUUAACAACACAUUUUAAGGAAAAGUUUUCUUGCAGCUACUGUGAUAAGGAGUUUCAAAGGAAAAAAGGAUUAAAGGAGCAUCUAAAAACUCACACAGGUGAGAAAAAAUACAGUUGUGAAGAAUGUGGUAAAUCUUUUGGUCAUAAUCAGACCUUAAAAUCUCAUAUUUUAACGCACACUGGUGAAAAGCCUUACGUAUGUGACGUAUGCGGACGGAGAUUCCCUCAAAGAACUCAUUUAAAAAGACAUAUAUUUAUUAUACACACCGGGGUCAAACCUUAUAGCUGUAAUAUAUGUAAAAAGCAGUUUUCCAGUAAAAGUUAUUUAUCUAUACAUGAAAGACAGCAUACUGGAGAACGACCAUACACUUGUGAGGAAUGUAAUAAGACUUUCACAGCUUAUACGACUUUAAAAGUCCAUAUGAGAGUACACACUGGGGACAAGCCUUACUCGUGUAGUUUCUGUAGUCGACAAUUCGCGCAAAUGGCAAGUUUCAAACUCCACGAAAGAACUCAUACUGGUGAAAGACCGUUUGCUUGUAAAAUUUGUAAAAAACCGUUUUCUGAUAACGGUUAUUUAAAGAUACAUAUGAGGGUCCACACUGGUGAAAAACCUUAUAAUUGCGAUAUAUGCAAGCGCGCUUUCAGAGAAACCGGUCAACUGAAACGGCAUUUAAGAGUCCACAGUGGAAUAAAACCUUAUACCUGCAAAAUAUGUAACAAACAGAUAGGAAACUUAUCUAAACACAUGCGUAUACAUUCCGACGCUAGGUAUAAUUGUAAUAUAUGUAAUAAACAGUUUUCCGUAAGCAAUUUGAAAUUGCACAUGAGGAUUCAUAGUGAAAGUAGUGGUUUAAAGAGACAUAGAUGUACACAGGCAGAUAAGGUUGAGUAAAUAAGUAAAGUCACAGAAUAAAUAAUAGUACUACCGUACAGAAAGGAAACUUCCUACAAAACCGAAGUUUGACAGUGGUUCAGGGUCGAAUCAUGCUAUCCCUUUCUAAUAUAUGGCACUAUCCUUUCGCCUAUUUAGGGUUGUCAAAAUUCAAGUCAUUAUCUUAUCUGUGGUUGUGCACGCAAAGGGACGUCAAGUUGUGCCAACCCUAAUAAUUGCUCGGAGCAAUGCUGAGCCGAACGGAGCCGAGUUUGCCCGAAGCGAGGAGAUUCGCACCCCUGGUAUAGUAUUGAAAAUUUGUUCUUUUUAACCCCCUAUGUAAAAAGAGGGUUGUUACCGCUAUCUGUGGCCCAUAACUCUUAAACGGGUAAACCAAUUUUAAUUUGUUGUUUUUUUUAAACACGUUUUCUAGUACUGCUUCUUAGAUAUAUUUUAUCAAAGUCGGUUCAUCCGUUUUAUUGCAUUGGGGUUUUUCAUGUUCUUUUGCGAGGCAAAUUAUUACAUUAUUGCAAUUGUAGCCUAAUUCCAUUGAGAUAUAGGUAUAAUGUGAUUGUCAGGGUAAUUUU